AUGUCAAUAACGUGCGACCAUUUUGUACGCGAGCAGAGGGAGUGCAUAUCGGUGCACGUGGGGCAGGCGGGAGUGCAAAUGGGCGUGGCUUGCUGGCAGCUGUACUGCCUCGAGCACGGCAUCCGCCCCGACGGGACCCUGCCGGCAUGCGAGCAGGACCCCAAUGCUGCAGACUCCUGCUUUAACACCUUCUUCUCUGAAGCUGAUCGAGGGAAGAUGGUGCCCAGAGUUGUUAUGGUGGACCUGGAAGCCACUGUUAUUGAUGAGGUCCGCUCAGGAGAGUACCGGCAGUUGUACCAUCCCGAGCAGCUGAUCACCGGCAAAGAGGACGCGGCGAACAAUUACGCGCGCGGCCAUUACUCCACCGGACGGGAGGUGCUCGGUCCCGUCAUGGAGAGAGUCAGGAAACUGGCUGACCAGUGUACUGGUUUACAGGGUUUCUUCGUGUUCCACUCGUUCGGUGGCGGGACAGGCUCCGGCUUUACCUCGCUGCUGAUGGAGAAGCUCUCUGAAGAGUUCGGCAAGAAGAGCAAGCUCGAGUUCGCUAUCUAUCCAGCACCACAAGUGUCGACGGCAGUGGUGGAGCCUUACAACGCGGUGCUGACCACGCACGCCACCAUCGGCCAUUCGGACUGCGCUUUCAUGGUGGACAACGAGGCCAUCUACGACAUCUGUAGGCGGCGGCUGUCCAUCGAGAGGCCCUCCUAUGCUAAUCUCAACAGGCUUAUUUCACAAGUGGUGUCGUCGAUAACAGCAUCGCUGCGGUUCGACGGCGCGCUCAACGUGGACCUGACGGAGUUCCAGACCAACCUGGUGCCCUACCCGCGCAUUCACUUCCCGCUCGCCGCGUACGCUCCCGUUGUCUCUGCCGAUAAGGCGUACCACGAAGGCAUGUCAGUAUCUGAAAUCACGGCGGAGCUGUUCGAGCCACAGAACCAGAUGGUGAAGUGUGACCCUCGCGACGGCAAGUACAUGGCGUGCUGCCUGCUGUACCGCGGCGAUGUCGUGCCCAAAGACGUGAACGCCGCCAUCGCCGCCAUGAAGGGCAGAGCCGGGAUACGAUUCGUGGAUUGGUGCCCCACUGGGUUCAAGGUGGGCAUCAACUACCAGCCGCCGUCAGUAGUGGCGGGCGGUGACCUGGCGCAGGUGAAGCGCGCCGCCUCCAUGCUCAGCAACACCACCGCCAUCGCCGAGGCCUGGGGCAAGCUCGACCACAAGUUCGACCUCAUGUACUCCAAGCGAGCCUUCGUGCACUGGUAUGUAGGUGAAGGUAUGGAGGAGGGAGAGUUCUCAGAAGCUCGAGAAGACCUCGCAGCGCUCGAGCGCGACUACGACGAAGUGGCCAUCGAGACGUCGGACAUGCAGCCGGGCUGCGACGACGAGCUAUGACGUGACCGGCCGCGCCCCCCACCGCCGCACCCAGCUCGACUCGCAUACAGAGUACAUCGGCCGGCGCACACUUGGCUAAGCGCAGAGAAGAUCAUUUUUACCGUCAAACUGUUAUUAUAAUAUUUGAAAGUGAAAAAUAGUCGUCAUGUGCUUGGCCACCUCUGUGCCGGCGCUAUCACUGCAACAGAACAGCAUCGCCGCGUGCACAGUCGGUGAGCUGCGACUCAUGCGCUGUGGCAGGUUGUGCGUGUGUAAUGGCGGCUGCAGCGUCGCCGCCGAAGCGGACGCCACAAAACCGCGGCCGCACGUUUAUUGAUAUUGAUUAUUGCAGAACUGUGAAAAUUUUUAUAAAGGUUCGAAAAUGUCCGCGGAGGUCGGAUGAUGCUCGAGUUGCUACCGCCUCGCUGAGGACCGCCGCGUCAGCACGGGGCCUCCCUCGCCACGAUACGUUUCUUCGUCCGGCAGACUUGCGACGUCUAUUUUUUUUAGUUUUUAUUUUUGAGAUUUUUACAAAUUUUAUAGCAAAUACUGGACGGAGAAAUGACCAAGUUUUUUUAUUACUUUUACAUUAAAUAGAUAUGAUGAUGGGGACGUGUUUUGUGGCGAAUCGCGUAAUGUGCGGUGUGAUGCGGCGCUAUCGUUGUAAGUGUAAUGUUUUAUAUUUGUGUACGUCCGUCUGUGUUUGUAAAAUGAAUGAAAAAGUUUAUAUACAGUGUACCGUCUGAUGUUCUUGUCACAAUA
Molecule: messenger RNA, 2130 nt
Organism: Helicoverpa zea (corn earworm)
Lineage: Eukaryota; Metazoa; Arthropoda; Insecta; Lepidoptera; Noctuidae
Gene: Tua3
Product: tubulin alpha-8 chain-like
Exons: 8
Coding region: 1-1389 (462 amino acids)
Biological process (GO): mitotic cell cycle; microtubule cytoskeleton organization
Cellular component (GO): cytoplasm; microtubule
Molecular function (GO): structural constituent of cytoskeleton; GTP binding
Source: RefSeq, a predicted model, not a curated record